GUUGGUCUUUUUCGUCGAAGUGUAACGUUAGCAAAAAGUUUAGGGAAAUGAGGAAAGAGCGGUACAAUAAAUCGCAAUUGAUAUAAGCGACUUUUUAAUUAUAUUAUUUUAAUAUGGAUUGUCCGUAAAAUGAAAUGAGUUGCCUGUGGAAUUUAUGAUAUCGAAGCACACCCUGGGAAGCUCCGGAAAGUAGAAAGUUAACGUUAACGGCUGGACUAAGAAAACAAAACGCAUUAUUACUACAGAGAGCCGCAGAAGAGGGAAUAAAAAGCACUAAACGCACAAGAGCGCUUAAGCCACAGGAGUGUGAAGAACCAGUACUCUUUUAGUGAACACGACGGCCUGGGCUCCCCAUCUCAGCUGUAGCACUGUCGAAGGACACAUUAAACCCUGUCUCCUACUCCCGACUGCAAAAGUAAACCAAUGUCACUUCAUCUGGACCACCCAGCAGGUCUUUUUUUGUAUGUCUUUUCCCCCUUUGCCCUCCCUUUGGCAAAUGUCUGACCAACUUUUCGGAUCUUCUUCGGGAUAUCAGCUUUUAUUAUGCCCUUCAAUGGAUGCCAAUGGCUCUCUGGUUAGCAUGCGAAGUGAGGACCAGUCCUCCCAUGUCCGCUACAGGAUGGAGGCCUCCUGCCUAGAGCUGGCCCUGGAGGGGGAGCGCCUCUGCAAGCUGGGCGACUACCAGGCGGGCUCUUUCUUCGAGGCGGCCAUCCAGGUGGGCACGGAGGACCUGCAGGUGCUCAGCGCAGUCUACAGCCAGCUGGGCAAUGCCUACUUCCACCUGCACGACUUCGCCAAGGCGCUGGAGUUCCACCACCACGACCUCACCCUAACCAGGACCAUUGGGGAUCAGCUUGGCGAAGCUAAAGCCAGUGGGAACCUUGGGAACACUUUGAAGGCGCUGGGUCGCUUUGAUGAAGCUAUUGUUUGUUGUCAAAGGCACUUGGAUAUAGCCCAGGACCUGAACGAUAAGGUCGGCAAGGCGAGAGCACUUUAUAACUUUGGGAAUGUGUACCAUGCCAAGGGUAAGAGUAUCUGCUGGAGCGGGGCAGACCCAGGAGAUUUCCCAGAGGAGGUCAUGACAGCACUAAGAAGAGCCGCAGAUUACUAUGAUGGGAACCUGGCUAUUGUGAAGGAGCUUGGAGACCGGGCAGCCCAAGGCCGGACCUAUGGUAACCUGGGUAACACGCACUACCUGUUGGGAAACUUCCGGGGAGCAGUGGCGUUCCAUGAGCAGCGGCUGCUCAUAGCGAAGGAGUUUGGUGACCGGGCAGCGCAGAGACGAGCCUGCUGCAACCUGGGCAACGCUUUCAUCUUCCUGGGGGAAUUUGAAAUGGCAGCAGAACACUACAAGAAGGCGCUGCAUUUGGCUCGGCAGCUGAAGGACCGGGCAGUGGAGGCUCAGGCCUGCUACAGUCUGGGAAACACCUACACCCUCCUGCACGACUACGAGAGGGCCAUUGACUACCACCUCAAACACCUCAUCAUUGCACAGGACCUCAACGACAGGAUCGGAGAAGGCCGGGCCUGUUGGAGUUUAGGGAAUGCACACACAGCCUUGGGAAACCACGACCAAGCCAUGCACUUUGCAGAGAAACAUCUAGAAAUCUGCAAAGAGACCGGGGACCGCACCGGAGAGCUGACGGCCCGCAUGAACGUGUCCGACCUGCAAAUGGUGCUGGGUCUGAGUUACAGCACCAACAACUCUGUCCUGUCAGAGAAAGAGAUCGACUACAACCGAGCAGGGGCACGGCCAAGAAUGAGCAGGCGCCACAGCAUGGAGAACCUGGAGCUGAUGAAACUAACUCCCGACAAGAUCAAUGGACAGAAAUGGGCCAGUGACAUCCUGACCAAGCCAGCCAAGCCCAGCCUGGGCAAGUCCUCGUCCAGACUCUUCUUUGUGAACCGCUUCAGGGGGAAGAAACACAAGAGUGGCUCCACCAAAGUCCUGCAGGACAGCAGCAACACUCAGGACACCACGCAGGGCCCCGGGCCUCAGAAGAGGGCGAGUGUGGACACGCUGGGAGACGAGAGCUUCUUUGACCUGCUCAGCCGUUUCCAGAGCAACCGCAUGGAUGACCAGCGCUGCGCCAUUCUGGACAGGAAAAGCAGCGCGUCUGCACCGCCCAGUCCCUCGCGGACACCACCCACCGGCAUGAAGAAAUCGUUCUCGGAGGCGUCCCCUGGCCAGGAGCCGUUCUUCAGCCUGGUGGCGAGCACUCAGGGCCGUCGGCUUGACGACCAGCGCGCGGGCACGGGCGGCAGCCUGCCAGGCCUGCGGCUGACGCAGCAUAGGAGCCAAGCCGUGCUCAACCAGCUGAUGGCCAGCGCCGACAACAAUGAACCCGACGACCAGUUCUUCGACAUGCUGGUCAAGUGCCAGGGUUCUCGUUUGGAUGACCAGCGGUGUGCCCCCCCACCUCCCCCCAGCAAAGGCCCCACGGUGCCCGACGAGGACUUCUUCAGCCUCAUUAUGCGCUCCCAGGCCAAGCGCAUGGACGAGCAGCGGGUCACUCUGCCCGCCAGCGCCAGCUGCCACCAGCUGUAGUGUCCGCCCUCACCCCAGCCGCCAUCACAGCUCGGCACAUCACAAACUGCUCCUGUACUGCAGCGCAUACGUGUCCAUAUAGGGUAUGCGUAUAGAUGGCGGUGCAGAGACCGUCAAAGAGUUUGGGGGUCAGUUAUAUCUCAGCGCUAGAAGAUUUCCAGGAAAUUAACUGGACGUGGAAUAGGAAAAUGGCUGUUUUUGUCAAAACGGCACAAUUUUCCUAAACUCAGGUUCCAUCCUCUGACCAGAUUACUGAACAAACAGUACUGCACUGUAAGAGUGUUUGGAAAAAUUGGUCUAUCAGAUUUUAUGUUUUUAUUUUUACAUUUACUGCAUAGUAUUCCAAUGUAACCCUUAGUGUGUCUAAGUGUUUAGAUACUUGACUGCAGUUUUGUGUAUAUUUAUUUUGGCUGAUUUCAUUUUUGUUUUUCUUCCUUUCAUCCUAUAAGUGUAUACUGCCACUUCAUUUCUCUCUUAAGGUUUUUAAUUCCCACCAGAUUUCAUUGUAGAGUUUAGAAAGGUACAGUUCUCUAUAAUUAUAUUUUUUUAAUUGUCCAUAUGUGUGUAAGCAGUGUGUGCAUGAGAAAAUCUGUUAUGUGUUUGGUAAAACAAUGAACUCCAUAAUGUAUAGCUCCCUGAUCUCCUUUUGUACUUAGCAUUUUGAAGCACACAGGGAAUAAAACCUCAUUUGUGUAUAA
Molecule: messenger RNA, 3246 nt
Organism: Alosa alosa (allis shad)
Lineage: Eukaryota; Metazoa; Chordata; Actinopteri; Clupeiformes; Clupeidae
Gene: gpsm2
Product: G protein signaling modulator 2
Molecular function (GO): protein binding; GTPase regulator activity
Source: RefSeq, a predicted model, not a curated record